AUGGCUCUGCUGGGUCUGGUGAUGGCCGAUCUGCUGCUGCUGUGUCUCAUCGUCAUCGGGUUCCUGUUGUCCCGAUGCUGGCCCGGGCCCCAGUCCCACGCUCUCAGAGACUCUCUUCAGGUCACAAACGACGGCUUCCAGACAGAGGGCGAGUCCAAGGGCCGGUGGGCGGGCAUGUUCCCCAGAGGAAAGGUGCUGCCUCUGGGCAAACGCAGCUCCAAGUCCUGCUCCACCUGCGGCAGCUUCUCCAACCAUGUCCAGCACAUUCUGUAA
Knipowitschia caucasica is the source of this 273-nucleotide messenger RNA. The record is from the annotation of a GenBank genome assembly. Lineage: Eukaryota; Metazoa; Chordata; Actinopteri; Gobiiformes; Gobiidae.